Messenger RNA from Boleophthalmus pectinirostris (great blue-spotted mudskipper), 2877 nucleotides. It is a transcript of the gene grik1a, whose product is annotated as glutamate receptor, ionotropic, kainate 1a. The transcript is spliced from 17 exons. Gene Ontology annotation, molecular function: kainate selective glutamate receptor activity; transmitter-gated monoatomic ion channel activity involved in regulation of postsynaptic membrane potential. Lineage: Eukaryota; Metazoa; Chordata; Actinopteri; Gobiiformes; Gobiidae. Gene Ontology annotation, biological process: modulation of chemical synaptic transmission; monoatomic ion transport; synaptic transmission, glutamatergic. Bases 107 to 2755 code for a protein of 882 amino acids. Gene Ontology annotation, cellular component: presynaptic membrane; plasma membrane; kainate selective glutamate receptor complex. The record is from RefSeq and is a predicted model, not a curated record.
GUUUAGGAGUACCUGACUGGAAUGGCUCCGGUAGUUCUGUUCGUGGACACGGCUCUUUUCCCUCUGUCAUGGUGUGGAAACUCGUGCUGAGACCUCUCGCAGCAAUAUGGAGACCAGAAGUAGACUUUUUACCUGUCUCCUGUUGACUGUGCAUCUCUGGGUUUGCGUCUCUCAAGUCCUCCGGAUCGGUGGGAUCUUUGAGACCAGGGAGAGUGAGCUGGUGAGUAUGGACGAGCUGGCCUUUAAGUUUGCAGUGAACAACAUCAACCGCAACAAGACUCUGAUGCCCAACACCACCCUGACCUACGACAUACAGAGGAUCAACGUGUUUGAUGGCUUUGAGGCAUCCAGGAGAGUGUGUGACCAGUUGGCUCUCGGGGUGGUGGCAGUUUUUGGUCCUUCACACAGCUCCUCGGUCAGUGCUGUUCAGUCCAUCUGUAAUGCUCUAGAGGUGCCCCACAUCCAGACACGCUGGAAACACCCCUCUGUGGACAAUAAAGACACCUUCUUCAUAAACCUGUACCCUGAGUACACUGCUAUCGCCCGGGCAAUCCUGGAUGUGGUCACCUUCUUCAAAUGGAGGAAACUCACUGUGGUCUACGAGGACAGCACAGGUCUAAUGCGAAUGCAGGAGUUGAUCAAGGCUCCAGCGAAGUUCAACCUCAAAGUGAAAAUCCGUCAGCUGACCCCCGGAAACCAGGAUGCGCGGCCACUGCUCAAAGAAUUGAAGAAAGACAAAGAGUUUUUUAUCAUCUUUGACUGCACCUAUCGUAUGGCCUCAGAGCUGCUCAAACAGCUCUCGUCUAUGGGAAUGAUGACUGAAUACUACCAUUUCUUCUUCACCACUUUGGACCUGUUUGCCUUGGACUUGGAGCCAUACCGCUACAGUGGGGUCAACAUGACAGGCUUCAGGCUGUUGAACAUCGAUGACCCCUGGGUGACCUCUACCAUGGACAAGUGGGCUAUGGAGCGUCUGCAGGGCCCCAAACAGGACAGCAGCCUGAUGGACGGGAUCAUGACGACUGACGCGGCGCUCAUGUAUGAUGCUGUACACAUGGUUGCCGUGGCAUCUCAGAGGGCCACUCAGAUGACGGUCAGCUCUUUACAGUGUCACCGCCACAAGCCCUGGAGGUUUGGCCCACGCUUCAUGAACCUGUUCAAAGAGGCGCAGUGGGAUGGCCUGACGGGACACAUUGUUCUUAAUAAGACAGAUGGCCUGAGGAGGGACUUUGAUUUGGACAUCAUCAGCCUGAAAGAGGACGGCACUGCCAGGAUCGCCGUGUGGAACUCGUACACCGGCAUGAACCUGACGGAGAGUGACCGGGACAAGAAUAACAAUGUGACCGACUCUCUGGCCAACAGGACUCUCAUUGUCACCACGAUUCUGGAAAAUCCAUAUGUGAUGUAUAAAAAGUCGGAUAAAGAGCUUGUGGGGAACGACCGAUUUGAAGGUUACUGCCUGGACCUGCUGAAGGAGCUGUCAAACAUCUUAGGGUUUACAUAUGAAGUGAGACUGGUGGCUGAUGGGAAAUACGGAGCCCAAAACGAUAAAGGAGAGUGGAAUGGAAUGGUCCGCGAACUUAUCGACCAUGUGGCUGACCUUGCUGUGGCUCCUCUGACCAUCACGUAUGUGCGAGAGAAAGUAAUAGACUUCUCCAAGCCCUUCAUGACACUGGGCAUCAGUAUUCUGUACCGCAAACCCAACGGCACCAACCCGGGCGUCUUCUCCUUCCUCAACCCCCUUUCCCCCGACAUUUGGAUGUACGUGCUGCUAGCGUGUACCGGGGUCAGCUGUGUGCUCUUUGUCAUUGCCAGAUUUACUCCUUAUGAAUGGUACAACCCCCAUCCGUGCAACCCAUCCUCCACUUUAAUCCAAAACAACUUCACUUUACUCAACAGCUUCUGGUUUGGAGUGGGCGCUCUCAUGAGACAAGGUUCGGAGCUGAUGCCCAAAGCCCUGUCCACUCGGAUUGUUGGUGGCAUCUGGUGGUUCUUUACGCUGAUCAUUAUAUCUUCGUACACGGCCAAUCUAGCUGCCUUCCUCACAGUGGAGAGAAUGGACGCGCCCAUAGACUCAGCAGACGACCUCGCCAAACAGACGCGUAUAGAGUACGGAGCAGUGCGGGAUGGGUCCACUAUGACCUUCUUUAAGAAAUCCAAAAUCUCCACAUAUGAGAAGAUGUGGGCGUUCAUGAGUAGCAGGAAGAACACAGCUUUGGUGAAGAACAACAAAGAAGGCAUCACUCGAGUCCUCACCACAGACUACGCCAUGCUGAUGGAGUCUACAAGCAUCGAAUACAUCAGCCAGAGGAACUGCAACCUGACACAGAUCGGAGGGCUCAUAGACUCCAAGGGCUACGGAGUGGGCACGCCAAUAGGUUCCCCAUACCGCGACAAAGUGACCAUAGCCAUCCUCCAGCUGCAGGAGGAAGGAAAGCUGCACAUGAUGAAGGAGAAGUGGUGGAGGGGCAACGGCUGCCCCGAGGAGGACAACAAAGAGGCCAACGCUCUCGGUGUAGAGAACAUCGGGGGCAUAUUCAUUGUGCUGGCGGCCGGCCUCGUGCUGUCUGUGUUUGUGGCCAUUGGAGAGUUCAUCUACAAGGCCCGCAGGAACGCUGACAUAGAGGAGGCGUUUUGUUUCUUUUACGGGGUGCAGUCUCGUCAGUUCCAGCGGCGCGGCUCCACCUCCUCCUCGGGCACUUCUCUGUCCACUGAUCUGGAGAGCGGGCGGCUGCUAGGAGACGACACUGACUAACACUGACACACACAAUGCACAACUAUAGUGCGUGUCAGUGAGUGCACUGAUGGAGGAGCUGGGCCUCUCUCUGCAGUGUUACAAAGGCACCAGGCGGAGGUCCCGAGCCCACAGUAUCCCAC